Messenger RNA from Lactuca saligna, 600 nucleotides. The record is from the annotation of a GenBank genome assembly. NCBI's taxonomy places the organism in Eukaryota, Viridiplantae, Streptophyta, Magnoliopsida, Asterales, Asteraceae.
AUGAGCUCUAGUUCUCCUCCCCCCUCAUCGCCGCAGCGGCAUCGUGGAGGUGGCGAUAAUAGUAACAGCGGGAAGGAGGAGAGACCGAGAUUCUUUGACUCCAUGACCAAAAAACUGUGCUGGGCCAAAGCCGAUAUUGUCCCUGGACGACACCCGGAGCGAUGGCGUAAAGAUGCCGCGGGCAACGUCGUCUGUAAGCGCUUCGGCAACUGUCAGGGAUGUCUCUGCUUUGAAUACGAUCACAUCAUCCCCUUCUCGAAAGGUGGUGAAUCGGUAGUUGAAAAUUGUCAGAUUCUUCAAACGAGGGUAAAUAGAACCAAGUCGGACAAGGAUCAUCUUGACAAGACACAGUUGCGUGGUUACUCUUGUGAUAUCAACUUCACUGAAAAGGAGUUGGACAUCAUUGAAAUGGCAGUUUAUGGCGAUGUAAUUCGUCCAGGGAAUCAAUGUCGUUGCAGAAGCAUCGAUGAAUUGCUUGGCAAUAUCGUCACAGUAGGAAAGAGGUCGAGGGAUCAGAGGGGGUUGUCGCCACUCGUGUUUGCUCCGGGGAAACACCCACUUCGUUGGGUUUUGCUCUCGGUGGUUGAAAGGAAAAUAUAG